Molecule: messenger RNA, 288 nt
Organism: Suncus etruscus (white-toothed pygmy shrew)
Lineage: Eukaryota; Metazoa; Chordata; Mammalia; Eulipotyphla; Soricidae
Product: short coiled-coil protein-like
Exons: 1
Coding region: 40-288 (82 amino acids)
Cellular component (GO): trans-Golgi network
Source: RefSeq, a predicted model, not a curated record
AGGAUUUUGUACUCAAGACACAGAAGUUUGCUACCCAAGAUGAUGAAUGCUGACAUGGAUGCAGUUGAUGCUGAAAAUCAGGUGGAACUGGAGGAGAAAACACAUUUUAUUAAUCAAGUGUUAGAAUUACAACAUACACUUGAAUAUCUUUCUGCAAGAGUAGAUGCCAUGAAGGAAGAAAAUCUGAAGCUAAAGUCAGAAAAUCAAGUUCUUGGACAGUACAUUGAGAACCUUAUGCCAGUUUCUAGCGUUUUUCAAACCACAGAUACAAAAUGCAAAAUAAAAUAG